AGGUAUGGGGAGGAAUGGGUAAUCUCGUUCUAGGCAUGGGAUAAGAGUUGGGUAGUGAGAUUGGUCUUCAAUCUCUUUUCUGUUGUAUGCGUCGUAUGAGGGAAAAACUCAAUUUUGCAUCUGAUUCUUAGUUUUUGUCUUCUAUAUGAUUUUUAAGUACUCUAAUUGAUGUUCUUGACUUGUAUGUAUGCUUAAAUUUGUGUAUCAAACUAAUCUUGUGGAUCUUGAAUUGCUUAUGGGUUCCUAUGGGAACCCUAAAAGAAUGCGUUUUGGUAAAUUGUAUGAGAAGUUGAUAUGAAAAUGUGAUUAUGUAUGAUUCGUGUCUUUUAGAUGUGUAUCUUAACCUUUUGAUGUGCUUUGCCAAUUGAAAUUGUAAAUGGAUAAAUUAUACUUGUUGCCUCUCUUGAAUUUGAAAGAAUGCCAGAUUUUUCUCUUUCUUGCCACAAUAUUGGACACUUGGCCAAUCAAUGCAGAAAAAUUGAUGAAUUCACUGCCAAGAAUCUCAAAGCCGGUCCAAAAUUUAGAGUUGAGGUAGACGGUGAUGCUUUUGGUUUGAAAAAUAAUGUGGAGUUAAAGGUAGGUGCAAUUGCAGCUAAUGAUGUGCAACACCUAUCUGGUGCGGUCUCUCUUUGUGAUAAAGCAACGGACAAUGUUAAAUCAGUUGCUGAUCACACGGCUAAAUUUUCUACAGUUUCAGCAACUGUUCAGCAGUUGGAUGUCUUGAUGUGGGAUCAACUGGUCGGUGAUGGUGCUUAAUCUGAAAGUAGGUGAUCACCAAAUUUGGAUGUGGCUAUUGAUCAGGCCAAUUAUCUCUACAGUAACAACUCCUUCUGUUGUUGUUGAUCUUGGUGAUGACUAUUCAACUAAGAAGGUGUUGGAUCAGAUUUCGAAGGAAUCUAAGACUAAUUUAGAGAAGGGGAUAAAUUUUGAUUCUUCUUUGGAUAGUAUGCAUCCUUGGAGGACAUUUCUGAUGAGAAUACUCAACCAAAUUACUCUGCUAAAAUGUCUCAUACUGCUACAGGGACAAAAACUGCUGUUAAAGCUCCUCGUGCUAAAUGCUCCAGUAUCCUCUGAUAUUUUAGCCAUCCCAAAAUCUCAUAAAAAAUGGGAUUUUGCAGCAAUUGUUACUGCUGCGUCUGAAGAAGAACAACAGGACUUGCUACCUCAUGUACCUCAAAUACCUUAAAUCCAUGAUCUUGAGUGCAAGUAGUUUUAUGUUAGAUCCAAGUCUUGAUGGAAUAGCAUAUUUCUAUAAUGUUUAACAGGAUUUGUCAGAUUUUCCUCCUUUGUCCAACAAACAAGACUUUGAUAUCCUUGUUGCUGGUGGGUUUGAUUGGAAAUAAGUGUCUCAAUCCCCACAAAAGGUUAAGAAUCAAAAGUCCAAAAAAUCGUCAUUGUCUAAGCCUAGAACCAGAUAAGGGCAACUAAAUCUUCCAAAUUUUCGUGAUUUGGGGCAGUUGGGAUUGUUGUUCCAGCUUAGAGCAUUCCGAUACUAGAUACAAUUGUUGUUGUUUGUAAAAUUGACAAAUUUUUAUUAUGUGUUAGCCUAUGCUUUUAGCUUUGAUGUUUUAUAAUGACAUUGGUC
Cajanus cajan (pigeon pea) is the source of this 1585-nucleotide messenger RNA. Lineage: Eukaryota; Viridiplantae; Streptophyta; Magnoliopsida; Fabales; Fabaceae. The record is from RefSeq and is a predicted model, not a curated record.